UCUAACUAUUCAUUUUUUAAUAAAACAUGGCUGACGAUUUCAUAGAAUCAUUAAUUGAAGCACCAUAUCAACCCGAUAAUGCAGAUGACGAACGAAUGGACCUAUCUAAUCCAGAAGAUAAUGGAGAUAUUGAUACAGUAAAUGAUGAUAAACAUAAGCGCAGCAAAAAAAAGCGUAAGAAAGAAAAGAAAGACAUUGAUGAAGAUGAUGAAAGCAAAUCUCAUAAGAAGAAAGAUAAAAAACAUAAAAAGAAAGAAUUGGAAUCCGAUGAUAUAGAUAAACGUGAUUUUGAAAAUAAUGAUCAUAAAAAUGAAAAGUCUGAUCAUAGCAAUAAUAUUAAUAAUAAGAUUGAAGAAAAAACUCACAAAAAAGAUAGAAAAAGGGAAGAAAGAGAUGUCAGUCAUUCAAGUGAUGAUAGUAGGAAAAGGAAACGCAAGGAGAAAGAUAAAUCAAGGGAUAGAGAUAAAAAAGAAAGACACAGAGAUUCUAGCAGAAGUAAUAGCACAAAACACAAGAGAAAUAGUAGUAAAGAUAGAAAAAGAAAAUCACAAUCGAGGUCAACCUCACCUCGUAAAUCUCAAACAUCAAGUCAUCGAAAUGAUAAAUAUGAAUCAAGGAAAAGAAACUAUGACGAAGAAUAUGAAAGGAGAAAUAGUGGGAGAAGUCGGCACUCCCCAGAUGAUUCCCCACCACCCAGGGCAAGUGAUAAAGACGAUGUGGAAUUGACACCCGAGGAACGAGAUCAAAGGACCGUUUUAUUCAUGCAGUUAGGGCCUUAUGUGAAUGAGCGAGAUAUCAUGGAUUUCCUAAAAUCUGUUGGGAAAAAGACUAAAGAUGUCAGGGACAUAAGACUGAUAGUAGAUUCUAGAACACGAAAAUCGAAAGGGCUAGCUUACGUGGAAUUCAAAGAACCCGAAUCUGUUCAAUUUGCCUUGGGUCUUAACGGCAAAAAGAUUAGGAGCAGACCCAUAGUUGUUCAACACUCUCAAGCAGAAAAGAACAGACUAGCGAUCCUAGCCAAUGGGGGAAUCGGCUUGCAAAGGGGAGGUCAGCCUGGCCCCAUGAAACUCUAUGUGGGCUCGCUCCACCCAAACAUUUCCGAAGAAAUGCUCAGGGGAAUUUUUGAACCAUUUGGAAAGAUCGACUUCAUAAACUUGAUUAUGGAUUUAGAAUCGAACAAAUCUAGAGGCUAUGGUUUUAUACAGUUUCACGAUUGUGAAGAUGCCAAGAGAGCUCUCGAGAGCUUGAAUGGGUUUGAAUUGGCAGGAAAGGGAAUGAAAGUCAGCAAAUUCAACGAGAGACUCGGAGUCCCUUCUUCACCUCCCAUGCUUAUGGUUCCUCCCAACCCUCUUACGCCAUUAUAUACUGGUGGAUCAGUGGGACUAACCGGAAGUGGACAAAUCGUUAAUUUUGCUGCGCAACAAGCUAUGGGAAGUGUCAAUCAAAGUGCUGCCGCCUAUUCUGUUCUAGAUAAUGAGGAGAUGGAAAAAACCGGCAUCGAUUUGGGUGCCUCAGGCAGGCUUCAGCUCAUGGCCAAGCUUGCAGAAGGAACUGGUAUGCUAAUUCCGAAAGUUUCUUCCUCUGGCAUGAGUGGAGUGACACAUCCUCACCUUCUGAAUCCUAUGCCUCAAAUACAGACGCAGCCUCCUAUUGCCACCCCAUGCUUUAUGCUUUCCAAUAUGUUUGACCCUUCCAAGGAAGAAGGAAGUGAAUGGAUUAUGGAUAUCCGUGAUGAUGUUAUAGAAGAAUGCGACAAGCAUGGAGGAGUUUUGCAUAUAUACAUCGACUCCACAUCGCCUGCCGGCAAUGUAUACGUAAAAUGCGUCUCCAUCACUACUGCCAUCGCCUCUGUCACCUCUCUUCACGGCCGCUGGUUCGCUGGUAAAAUGAUAACGGCAGCUUACAUACCUUUAGCAAAUUACCAUAGCCUCUUUUCAGAUGCUAUAUCUGCUUUCGCCAGACUCAAAGCCUCCUCGACUAAAGAAUAAAGAAUCCAUUCUAUUUUAUUUUUGUUACGUUUUGUACAUAUAUAGAGGUGGGAGUAUUUAUAAUAUAAUUUAUUUCAUGUCUGUACUAUAUUGAUAUUCCUCAUUUCAUUAAUAAAAUUUUUUAUAUAUCA
Messenger RNA from Gordionus sp. m RMFG-2023, 2119 nucleotides. Its product is annotated as RNA-binding protein 39-like. Gene Ontology annotation, molecular function: RNA binding; U1 snRNP binding. The transcript is spliced from 14 exons. Gene Ontology annotation, cellular component: nucleus. NCBI's taxonomy places the organism in Eukaryota, Metazoa, Nematomorpha, Gordioida, Chordodea, Parachordodidae. The coding region runs from base 27 to 1988 and encodes 653 amino acids. The record is from RefSeq and is a predicted model, not a curated record. Gene Ontology annotation, biological process: mRNA processing.